Molecule: messenger RNA, 1989 nt
Organism: Gadus chalcogrammus (walleye pollock)
Lineage: Eukaryota; Metazoa; Chordata; Actinopteri; Gadiformes; Gadidae
Gene: tank
Product: TRAF family member-associated NFKB activator
Exons: 10
Coding region: 664-1989 (441 amino acids)
Biological process (GO): canonical NF-kappaB signal transduction
Source: RefSeq, a predicted model, not a curated record
UGAUGAAAGGUCAGAGGUCACCCUGUGAUCCAUCGGAGGGCAACAGGCCGUCAGGGUGUUCUGCUGAACCGUCUCUAAGCCACCGACCAACAUCCUCUCUGCUAGCAAGAAGGUUUUCCAAGAGGAGCCAUGUUGAAUCCUUUCAUCAUAUCAUGGCUUUAAAUUCACCGGGAGGAGAAAUGAACCCAACCUCACGUUGUCCCGGGCUGCACCACUGCGCCCUCUGCUGGCAGAGUCUGAUACUGUACAGUAAACAACAGACCAGCCGCUUUACUGAGAGUCGAACACAACGCCAACCGCCAUACGCGAUUUCUCUCUGCACGCUGAAUGGCUGGCAUUCUGUAGUACGGAAGUCUAUCUGCACGGUGAACGGCUGGCACCCGAAAAGACGGAAGUGUAUCUGCAAUAUGAUUGGCCAGUGUCGGUCAGACCGAAGUGUAUCUUCUCGCUGAUUGGUUUGUGUCGGUCGGACGGAAGAGGCGGGCCGGGGGUUCCCCGGGGGAAGUCCCCGGCUCGACUCCUAAAGCACUUUUCUAGUUUCCUCUCCUAGACUCCUAUUCCUCUUUCGAGUCAACUAUUAUCUGAUGUUUCGGCUCCGUUUAAAGCGUCUGGACUUGAUGAAGCACUGAUGUCCCCCGCCUCAGGGAUGGUGGAGCAGCAGACAUGGAGAGGAGCAGCAUGGGAGAGCAGGUGAACAAGGCCUUCGAGGUCUACCGCCAGGCCUCCCUGGAGAAGGACCUGGCUAAGAAGGAGCUGGAGACGAUGACAGAGUACUACGUCCGCUACACCCAGGAGCUGCAGCAGCAGAUCGAGGACCAGCGGCAGCUCAUCUCCAGGCUGGAGGCCCAGCUGUCCUCAGCCAAUCAGCCGCAAGGAGAGAGCAGAUCAAAGGCCAGACGACGAGAAGCCAGGGCCCGGGAGGAGGGGCCAGCGGGGCCCGAGGGGGCGGAGCUCGGCGUCCACCGCCCCGACCGAACCGCCGACCUCAGGAAGACACAGCUGAAGGAGAACGCCGACAGGGCACUGGCUGCCCCUCCUUGGCCCGCGCUGAAGAGCCCCCCGGACAGCCAGAGCAUGCUGGAAGUAUUCGAAGCCAUUCAAGGGAGAUUCCAGCAGAUCCAGAUCCUGACGCGGCGACAGAAGGACCACCUGAGGCGCUUCCAGGGGGGAGACCUGUCCAGCGACCAGCAGUUCUCCAUGCCCAUCCAGUGCACUGACGGCACGGCCGAGCGGACCGAGGGGCCCGGCCCCCCCGCUCCGAGGGCCAACAGGACCACGCCCAGGGCCACGCCCGGGGCCACGCCAGGGGCCACGCCUGGGGCCACGCCAGGGGCCACGCCCGGGGCCACGCCCGGGGCCCCUCCUGUGGGGGGCGACGCCCCACAGACGGCCACGGCGCUGGCGUCCCGCGGUGCCGGCCCCCAGGACCAGGGCCUUGGGGGGCGGGACCUGGGGGACUCUCUGGCCCGACUCAGCGUGAAGUUCCCGCCGGCGUUGGACUGCGAGUACGACUUCCUGAACAGCGCCCCGGAGAGACCCCUGCGGUGCGGCCAGCCCCCCCUCCCCGUGAUGGAGGAGCCCCCCCUGGGGGGGCAGCCCGGGCCCUUUGGUCUCCCCCCAGGGCCCCCCUCCCCGACGGAGGAGGGCGGACCCCAACAGCCACUCUGUGGUCCCGUCCUGCGUGAGCUGGAGCGGGGGGCUGCUGAGCGGGGGGCCCGGGAGCGGGGGGCCCGGGAGCGCGAUGGCGGCGGCGGCGGCGGCGCCAGCCCUCAGUGCGCGUUCUGCCAGGCCACCGUCCCACAGGACCGCAUGAACAGCCACCUCUACCUCCACUUCUCCCACAAGAACAGCAGCAAGACGAAGUGUGUUCAACACACCCGGGACAGCGAGGCCCGGGGCAGCGAGGCCCGGGGCAGCGAGGCCCGGGGCAGCGAGGCCCGGGGCAGCGAGGCCCGGGGCCGCCGCGCAACGCGGUCCGCCCCGGUGUGA